UUGUUUGUACUAAAAAGAUAGUUCGAAAUUCCAAAAAUCCCAAACCUAUAAAUACCAUUGGGUAUUCAGUUACCGUUUCUGUGGUGUGGACGCCAAAAUGGGAAGCCUACUCGAGUCCAUCGGAAAUUUCUUCACCGGCGGCGAACAGAUCCCGUGGUGCGACCGUGACGUCAUUGCUGGCUGUGAGAGAGAAGUUGCAGAGGCUGCUCGUGGUGACUCUGAGGAGCGGAAGAAUGAGAGUAUAAUGAGGUUGUCGUGGGCUCUUGUUCAUUCAAGGCAAAAGGAAGAUGUUCAGCGCGGAAUAGCCAUGCUUGAAACUUCUUUGGGCAAUGAUAAAAGUCCUUUGCAUCAAAGAGAGAAGUUAUAUCUUCUGGCUGUUGGUUACUAUAGAAGUAAUGACUAUGGAAGGAGCAGGCAGCUUGUGGAGCAAUGCUUGCAGAUUGCACCUGAUUGGAGGCAGGCACUAGCCCUCAAGAAAAUAGUUGAAGAUCGAAUUGCUAAAGAUGGUGUAAUAGGAAUUGGCAUCACUGCAACUGCUCUGGGACUUAUAGUUGGUGGCAUUGCUACCGCAUUGGCCCGGAGGAAUUGAAAAUUUUGAGGAAAUAAUCUCAACCGAAAAUGAUGUUUUUUUAUUUAUUUACUUUUCUUCUGGAAACAUGUUAAAAGUCAAUGGGAAACAAUCCUCCGUUGAGAAGUACUGCUUCUACUUUUUUGUUUGUCAAAGGGACUCUGUUCAAAUUCUUGGGUACCUAAUUCCAAAUUACUCUGUUCAAAUGAA
This is a messenger RNA of Vigna angularis (adzuki bean), 778 nucleotides long. Its product is annotated as mitochondrial fission 1 protein A. Bases 98 to 589 code for a protein of 163 amino acids. Lineage: Eukaryota; Viridiplantae; Streptophyta; Magnoliopsida; Fabales; Fabaceae. Gene Ontology annotation, biological process: mitochondrial fission; autophagy of mitochondrion; peroxisome fission. The transcript is spliced from 5 exons. The record is from RefSeq and is a predicted model, not a curated record. Gene Ontology annotation, cellular component: mitochondrial outer membrane; peroxisomal membrane. Gene Ontology annotation, molecular function: protein binding.